Messenger RNA from Talaromyces atroroseus, 1518 nucleotides. RefSeq lists its product as hypothetical. The coding region runs from base 1 to 1518 and encodes 505 amino acids. The record is from RefSeq and is a predicted model, not a curated record. The transcript has 2 exons. Lineage: Eukaryota; Fungi; Ascomycota; Eurotiomycetes; Eurotiales; Trichocomaceae.
AUGCAGCGGCCAUCAGUCGAGUACCAUGACUCUGCGUCGAUCCUCCGUGAUCCGCUUCCCAGUCUUCCAACUCGAGACGGUUAUCAAACAACGAGUACUGCCUGGCGCAGUCUCUACCACGUCGCUCAACUAAGCCCGUGGCGAAUGGAUGAAGAAGUCCGUCGUUGGGCUUCUCCAGGGCGCCUGAAGCCGGGAGACUUGUCGGUCCGUUCUCAUCAUUUGUUGCAGCAAGUAGGCUGUCUUGACCAUGAGCAUUACCUUUGCGGUGAUGAGCAAUCUGUUUGUGGACGUUUUGCACAGAAUACCCUUGGACCCGUGACUGCGGUUGCAUUUCACAAUGAGAUGAAAUACAGGUUUGGUGACUACAAGGUUUGCGAGGAGAGCAAGCGUUCGGCAAGCAAAAAAUUCAUUCCAGAUUUUGUCGGCGUCUGUUGUUCGGCUACGAACAUUGAACAACUGAAAGCGCUGCCCAAGGAUGAAAAGCCCACGAUGGUGCUCUUGGGGGAAGCAAAGACACCCUGGAAGCAUAACCUUCAAGCGAUAUGGGACCGUUAUCGCGCAGACCCAGAAGACGACGAAGGUAUUCGACUAGCAUUCGCAGGCCAUGUGGGAGGGAAAGCACCCAGAUUAAAUUUCUCGCGCCCCAUCCCAGCCACCAAUUCUCCAAGAGACGGCGAGAAUUGUGUUUCAGUUCGCCAAUGUUUCUAUUAUCUGUUGUCUAUCAUCGAGGAAAAUAAUGAUUACCGGUUUGAUAACCCUUGUCCUCGGGAGGAAUGGGGGAAUUCAAAGGCCCAUAUUCCCGGAUAUGAACCUCUAACCCCAAACACCAGCGCUCGGGAUCCUGGCAAUUCUAUGAUCCAAGCGACUCCUAGCGGUCUCAGACCGACCUCUCCUUCUUCACCACUGUACCUUCAAAAGACGUCUGGUGAUUAUAAAGCCGAGCUUACAUUCCGGGACCAUCAGAUCCGCGAUCGCGGUCUUGGUCGGAAGGUCGUAAUACUCAAUGGACAGGGAAUAGGGAUUAUCGUCGAUGGCGAUGACGAAGAAAAGGAAGAGGAGGGUGAUGACGGCAACGACAGCGACGACAGCGACAGCGAUGAUGAUAAUGCUGAACCUCUCAAUCCCCUACAGCGACGGCCAAUGUCGGGGUAUUUCACACUGCCGAAGGGAGACCGGACCCCUGAGAAGCGAAGCGUAGCCUUCAAUUUGCCAAUAAGAACAGAGAGACUAGAAACAAUUCCUACGCUCGAGGUCGAGUCGCCAACUCCAGCCGCGAGACUCGCACGCGAGGGCGCAGCUUCACGUGGGCCGAACGAUCGUCGGGGUACGAGCGCUCUUAAUCCUUUGUCACAACGCAUGUCUACAGCAAGACCGUCGCAGCCGGCCGCACAGGCAGGUCGGAAUCUGCCUCUUCGACCAAGGGACGCGGAAGAUGAGCAAACUGCCGAGACCCGAGAUGCCGGGGGCAGGCGGCAGUUUCCUGCAAAUGAAAAUACACCAAGACGGGGCAAGCCGUAA